AUGAACUACACUCUCCUCCUCACAACCCUUUUCUCAUCACACAUCCUAGCACCAGACAACUUCUUCCUCUCACAACGUAGCAGCAUGCCGGGCAGAACAAUAGACUUCCACCCAGGCGAGCUCGCCCUCCACGACCUCCUCAAGAUCCCCCGCAGAGCGAACCCCACGUCCGCGGGCCUACCCCCUUCCUACGGCCACCGCAUCGCCGUCGCCCCGCUCCUGGCCCUCGGCACCCUCGACAACGAUCGUAGACCCUGGACUACGCUCUGGGGCGGGGAGGCCGGCGCCAUGGCGCGGCCGAUUGCCGAGGAUGUGCUUGGCAUCAGGAGUCAGGUGGACCUUGUCGAUGAUCCGGUCUUCCGUGCUCUUUGGGGAGACCAGGAAGGGCAACCGGUCGUCCAGCCUGGUGGGGGUCCGGAAGGGGGGAAACUCGUGUCGGGGCUGUCCAUCGACCUGAGGACGCGCGAUCGCGUAAAGUUUGGCGGGAGGAUGGUGGCCGGGGCGGUCACGGAGGGUGCUGCCGGUGACCACCGGAGCUCUUCCUCCGAAGUGCAGAUCGCGGUGAACGUCGAGGAGAGUUUGGGAAACUGUCCCAAGUAUCUCAACAAAAAGGACGUCAUCCCGCGGGACUCGAUCGACAAGGGGAGAGUGGAGCGGGAGUUGCCGCUGUCCGAUGACGCGGUCGCGGUCGUGCGGGGGGCGGAUAUGCUUUUCCUCACGAGCGGACACGAGGAGGAGGAGGAGGAGGAGGAGGGGAGCAGCAGCGGCAGCAUGGAUACGAAUCACCGGGGAGGGUCGAGGGGGUUUGUGAGGGUUGCGAGGAACGAUGAGGGGGGCGUGGAGAUUGUCUAUCCCGAAUUUGCGAAGCUCACGGGAUCGGCAUCUAUACUCGUCGGUCAAGACGCGGCAGCAUACCUCCCGCGCACGAAACUCGCCGUCAAAAUCACGGUGACGUCCGCGGUCUUUGUGCAGUCCGGAUUACCCUUCUCCGGCGUCCCGCUGGAACCGUCGCCGUACAACCCGCCCGUCAGACCGCUCUUCACCGAGCAGCAGCAGCAUGCUCCUCUGACUUUGGCAGGGGAAGAAGAGGCUGCUAGGACGGCCACCCUCCUGCGCCGCGAGAUUCUCACGCCGACCAUUGCACGCUUCGUCUUCAGCCUUGAACCGGCGGCGCAGUGGGAGGCGGGCCAGUAUGUCACGCUCGAUUUUGCAGAGGAGCUGGACGUCGGGUGGAGUCACAUGCGGGACGAGGAGCCGCAGAGCCUGAACGAUGACUACGUGAGGACGUUUACCGUUUCGAGUCCUCCUAGCCGCGAUGGGAGGGUGGUUGAGAUCACGGCGAGGAAAAAGGGUCCCGUCACGAACUUGUUGUGGAGGUGGAAUCUGAGGGUCCCGUUGGAGGUUCCCGUGCUUGGUUUCGGUGGCGAGGAGGCGUUUAGGAUGGGGAGAGAGAAGGGUGGCAAUGAUGAUGGUAUUGAAGAGGUCUUUAUUGCUGCUGGGGUCGGGAUCACGCCUUUAGUUGCACAGGCCGAGGGUGUUUUGGGGGCCGGGGGGAGGAUCAAGGUGUUGUGGACCGUCAGAGGAGAGGACGUGAAGCUGGUGAGGGAUGUUGUCGAGAGGAUUCCUGGGUUGGCUGAUGUUUUGAGGGUUUUUGUGACGGGCAAGGUUGGGGAGGCGGAGGAGGUGAUGAUUGGGGAGGUCGAGGGCUUUGGAGCCGCCGUGGAGAGGAGGAGGAUAGGGUCAAAUGAUGUAAAGGAUGGUACGAUCAAGAGGCGGUACUUUCUAUGUACGGGGCCGGAGAUGCUCAAGGUCUUGAACGGUUGGUUAGAUGGCCAGGACGUGGCGUCUGAGGACUUUGCUUUCUAA
Messenger RNA from Colletotrichum orchidophilum, 1866 nucleotides. RefSeq names its product oxidoreductase FAD-binding domain-containing protein. Gene Ontology annotation, molecular function: oxidoreductase activity. The transcript is spliced from 2 exons. NCBI's taxonomy places the organism in Eukaryota, Fungi, Ascomycota, Sordariomycetes, Glomerellales, Glomerellaceae. The coding region runs from base 1 to 1866 and encodes 621 amino acids. The record is from RefSeq and is a predicted model, not a curated record.